This is a messenger RNA of Trichoderma breve, 861 nucleotides long. Its product is annotated as serine aminopeptidase, s33 domain-containing protein. Bases 1 to 861 code for a protein of 286 amino acids. Gene Ontology annotation, cellular component: membrane. Gene Ontology annotation, molecular function: palmitoyl-(protein) hydrolase activity. NCBI's taxonomy places the organism in Eukaryota, Fungi, Ascomycota, Sordariomycetes, Hypocreales, Hypocreaceae. The record is from RefSeq and is a predicted model, not a curated record. The transcript has 5 exons.
AUGGCGAACGGCUACUUUGGCCAGACCGCCUCUUUCCUGACCUCUGCGGCGGGCUACAUGCGCCUGCCAGCUCUGGCAUCAACGGGCAUUGUCGCCAUCCUCACAUCCCUCCUCUACUUUAAACAAAAGGCGCUCAUUUAUCCCUCUCAUAUGCCGCCAAACUCUCGAACCGACAUCCCACGACCUACGCAGUUCGGAAUCAAGGAUUUCGAAGAGCUGGUAAUCCCCACCGACGAUGGCGAGAAGCUCUCGGCUUACUACAUUCGCGGCCCCCGUGGCGGCAAGAACUCGGACAUCACAAUCCUCAUGUUCCACGGAAAUGCAGGCAAUAUCGGUCACCGCCUCCCCAUCGCGCGCGUCUUCAUCAACAUGAUUGGGUGCAACGUCUUCAUGCUCGAGUAUCGAGGAUACGGCGCCUCCACGGGCGAGCCAGACGAGGCGGGCUUGGGAAUCGACGCCCAGACCGGGCUCAACUACCUGCGCGAGCGAGCAGAGACGAGGAACCACCGGUUUGUUGUUUACGGCCAGAGCCUCGGUGGAGCCGUCAGCAUCAAGUUAGUGGCCAAGAACCAGGACCGGGGCGACAUUGCGGGUCUGGUAUGGCGCAGCGAAUCCCUCUUGCCGUCCAUUGACAAGAUUCCUAUCUUGUUCCUCAGCGGACUGCAAGAUGAGAUUGUCCCUCCCAGUCAUAUGACCCAACUGUACAAUGUCUCCACCUCCCCCAACAAGACGUGGAAGACAUUCCCUGGUGGCGAUCACAACUCGAGUGUGCUAGAGGAGGGUUACUUCGAGGCCAUCUCGGAGUUUAUAGCUGACGCCCUGGGCAGCAGCGCACCCAUCACGGACGGCAAAAGCCAGUGA